GCUUAAUCGGUAACGCACAGCCAAAUCUGGAGAGGAUUUGGGGGCUUCGCCGGAUCCUCAUGUAGCAGCUCUCCAGCUAUCGUAUAGAUGCCCCUGCCAUCCGAUAUAACUCACACCGGAACUCGUAUACCUAAGUAAGGCUUUUUUAGUGAUACCUGCCUGGGCUUCCUCCUAGCCGUGAUACCUUCUCCACGUUUCCUCGUCGUCACUUGCACGGCUAGGCCGCUUACUUGCCUUUGGCCGCGUAGCAUAUCUCAGCCUCGCCAGAUUACUCUCCUACGCUGGCACGCACACAGCCCUUGACGCAUACCAAUCGAGUCAGCAAAUUUUGACGACUCACGCACGGAAGCGGAGCUAUGCAUUAGGCAAGAUGGCAAAAUGUAGCAUUCACCGGCCACAGGUCACAAAGAUUGCCACGGAAGCCUCUUUGGACAUACCUAUUGUCGUCAAGGUUGACGAUUCACACAUCCAGGAUGUUUACCUGAACAGUCCCAUUCGAGGACCAUGCGAUUUUCGGGAGCUCUGGAAUGCUGUCAGGGUCAAGGCAGGAGCUAGCAAAGAGACGACAGAACGGUCGACCCGGAACCUCAGCCUUCCAAGUAUUGAUUCGAUCGGUGAAUGCAAACCAAGAGCGUGGACCUGCGAGAAAGAGAUCGAGACCACCACUACCAAUCUGAGAGAUGUUCGCACUGAAAAAGAUUCUGGAUCUUUGGACUGGUGUCUCACCAAGCAAAUCGUCGGCAGCGCUCGGGAUAAAGCGCAAGUCUGUAUUAGACGCGGCGACACUGUGGGUGCUUGUAAAGCGUUUGAGGAUGCCCUCGAGACUCUGGAACAACAAUUCCAGAGAUGUGGACGCAAUGAUCCUACCCCAUGGCUGAUCGCCAGAGUCGAGAUUCUCAUCGAUCAGGGCCAGACACGAGAGGCAAGGGAGGCUCUGUCCGAACUACCGACUCACAGUCAGGAAUCUACAGAUGCAGAGCAGCACGACGAAAGGCUUACACAGCUGGGGAACAUUGUGGAGAUAACCCUCGAUUUGUGCCGCAGAACAGAGGACUGGGCCAGAGCACAUUUAACAGGCCGGGAACUGUUCCUUCUCUGUCCCGACUAUUUCAAACUCGAUGAGCAGGUCGAUCGCUCCAAACAAAUCCGUCGGAUUUUAAACACAGGCAUGCUUCAGGAAAUCGAUGCGAAUGGAAACACCAACUCUGCAACGCAUCUUGCAAGAGCACUCGAUAUCUACAAUUAUGGCUGCCACGCUUCUGAAGCCUAUUAUAGCCUCUCCAAUACAGAUAAGGCCAUAAUUUCGGACUUUGACCACCCUGACUGCGCCAAUAUCUUCUUUUCUGCGGCGCGGGUAUGCCACUACCUCGAUCGCACGGGAUACGCAAUCAUGCCACGCUCGUUCCCCACUACAGGUCCACAGCUCACUUGUGUGGAUUGGAAACACCAGGCUUUGCAUUUCUUAGAGAGAGUACGAGCAAGAGCUUUGCUCGACACGAUCGUCCGGAGUGUUGCCGAGGAUGAAUCUCGUCGGCUCGCCUCCUUAUCGCUAGUGGCUUACGCUGCCCGAAGCCUACUUGUGAAGCGGGCCUCCGUAGAAGGUUCACUUAGGAGCUCCAGCACUCCCUCGCUCCCCGUCCGUGUUACAUCGGACCACAUGCCUUUGUCCAACGGCCUCGAACCUGCUUCACGAAGACACUCCCACGCGCUCUCUGAUGGAUUGGUUCGGCCAGAUCUAUCGGCUCUUCAUACGUCUGGAGGUAUUUCGGCGACGCUACAACCUUCAAAUCUUUCGGACGCGGAUUCUGUCUCGGUUCCUACCUCUCCAGCGGGUACUAUAGCCCACGCAUUAACCAAGAAGGAAUAUGCACAACUCAGGAUACGAAGAUACUGGAAUAUAUCCUUGCUAUGGGCUCUCACGAAAGUGAGAGUGAGCGCUGCGCUCGUUAAUGUCCCAGCCGAUACUGUUGUGGUGGAAUAUGCUCUUGCCUCAACCGCACCAAGCGGUAUCAUGAUAGUUAUCGCUGCGACAGACGCUGUGAAGUCAGUAGUAUGGAAGACGACCGAUACUGUUGCUAUUCAGAACUGCAUUCGCGACUUAAGAUCCUCGAUGGAGGCCAUGGACGAGCAAGCCGAUCCAGGACGUCACUCCGAUUUUACCACUGAACAACGUGUCAGGCCCAUCGGGCCAAAACCAAACAACUCUAAUUUCGAUCAAGUAAGGCUGAGGAAUUUACUUCACGGUGCUAUUGUUGCACCCGUACAACCAUACUUGAAAGGAAAGAGAAAGCUUAUCAUUGUACCGUCCGGCGAUCUUGCACAUGUACCUUGGCGCAUCUUCUUUGACCUACCAAUUACUGUAGUUCCGAGUCUUGGGAUCUGGGCACGUCUUAAGUACGAGGCAAACGCCAAAGCGGUCCGGCAUCCCAAAGUUUCGGUUGUCAGCACUGCGCCAAUCGACAGGGACAAGAAGGCGAAGAAGAUGGCUAACUACAUACGCGGUAUACCGUUCUCUCGCAUCGAGGCGCUCUACGUUGCACGACUCCAUGGGGAAACACCAUUCCUUGCUGAUGGGCAGACUCAUAAAGAUCUGCAAAGUCGUACCGAAGAUACACAAAUUCUGCACAUAUGCGCCCACAGCAACUACGAUCCUGCGGCGCCGAUGAGUUCCUCCCUUCAGCUAUUCAAAGAACCCCUUACGGUCGCGGAUUGGCUGGGCCUAUCCAUUAAGGCUGAGUUGGUAGUUUUCAGCUCUUGCGUUUCCGGCAUAUCUCGAGCAUACGACUCUGGUAGCACAAUUGGAUUUGCGCAUACGCUCCUGGGAACUGGUACAAAAGCAUUCAUCGGCAGUCUCUGGAAAGUGAAUGACUGUGCGACGCUCUUGCUGAUGGCGAUGUUCUAUGAACAGUUGAAGAAACCCUUGCCACCUGUUGAGGCGUUGUAUAAAGCGCAGAAUCGUAUGCGGGACCUGACGGACAACGAUUUGCAAGACACAAUCGAUGACCUGGAGCACUAUGGAAAGCUGUUGCGCGAUGCAGCUACUACAAUGUUUGUCAUCAACCCAGAUCUUCACCUUUUUUCUUUGAGGAAUACAAAAGCGGGCAAAUGGAGGGACGCGAAGUAUUGGGCAGGCUUCGUGCUGACAGGUUAUGGGUCAAAGAACAUAUACCCUAUGGGCAGCAAUGCGGAUUCUUAGGGAAACGGGAUAACCAGUAACUUUCUGGGUGUAAUAUGAGUACCACAGUAGGCAAACCACACGGUGUAGCUAGACAUAUAGAAACACCUUGAAGUGUAGUAUUAUC
Molecule: messenger RNA, 3302 nt
Organism: Didymella exigua CBS 183.55
Lineage: Eukaryota; Fungi; Ascomycota; Dothideomycetes; Pleosporales; Didymellaceae
Exons: 1
Coding region: 371-3196 (941 amino acids)
Source: RefSeq, a predicted model, not a curated record